GUAUCUAUUUUAAAGUGACUUGACAUUAUUUUGUGUUUUUAUUAUUACCAGUUAUGGCCCAACAACGGCUCAUUUGUCCCUGAGGUUUGGAUCCCAGUGAACGCACUGAAAAACAUGCCACCAGAGGAGCGAGUUAUCGGCCUGGUCAGCUACAUGGACCACCGCCACUUCCAGUUUGACAUGGAGAUCUGCUCCAUGGUUCUCAGGAUAGAGGAGUCAGGCGAGUCUCACCUCCAGAAUCUCAAGCCACCAAUCAAAAUGAUUUUCAGGGUUGUGAAACCAGAAACAAAUGAUUCCCAGUUACUGUGUCGCUACUUUGAUGAUGUCAAAGAUUUUGCCUGGAAACAAGACGGAUGUGAAACUGAGAUCAACCAAGAUCAGGUUACCUGCAAGUGCAGCCAUGCAACACCCUUUGCUGUCCUUCUGAUACGUAUGCCAAUAGAUGAAGCCCACUGGAAAUUACUGUCAUACAUCAGUUACAUAGGCUGUGGAAUUUCUCUUUUCUUCAGCGCUUCGUCUCUCGCCGUAUAUGUGUUCAACAGGAGCAACACAAUGGACACUUCCAUGUCCAUCCACGUGUCUCUGAGCGGCGCCUUGUUUCUCCUUAACUCUACCUUCCUGCUGACUGAGUGGGGGGCCACAGUGGAGCCGGACUGGGUCUGUGAGUUUAUAGCUGCGCUCAUGCAUUACUCACUGCUCUGCUGUUUCACCUGGAUGGCCAUCGAGGCCCUGCACCUCUACCUGCUGCUGAUAAAGGUGUUCAACACCUACUACAAAUGCUACCUGCUCAAACUGUCUCUUGUCGGAUGGGGGAUUCCUGCAAUAAUUGUGUCAAUAUCUUUGUGUGUGAAGAACGUUAAACAGUUUUACGGAGUUACAGAGUUGACCAUGUCAGACACCAAUCAAACCAAUAGCAUCUGCUGGAUCACAGAUGACACCUACUUCUACUCACUCAAUCUCGUGUAUUUCACCCUGAUAUUCAUCUUUAACUCUGGCAUUCUGAUGGCAGUGGCCUCAAGCAUCUGCAAGAUGAAGAAAAUGUUAAAGACUAACUCAAAACUUCAAGCCAGUGCUAGCAGAAAGUCAAAGGAAGUUCCACAGAGGUUUAGCACAUCCUGCCAGAGCGGCCUGACUCUGCUGGGCCUCACCUGCCUGAUGGGGACCACCUGGGGUCUGGCCUUCCUGGGUUCUGGUUAUGUCAACUACACAGUGCUCUAUCUUUUCUGCAUCCUCAACUCCCUACAAGGUUUCUUUAUUUUUGUGUGGAUCUGUCUCUCGGCCAAGAAGCAGCGGAGGAAAGAAAUGGAGCAGAAAGUGUCUUCGAUCACUGCGGUGUCUUCAGACACAAAAAUGGAUUAGAUCUCUUCUUUUAGGUCUGGAUGGAUCCCAGUAGAUCCUCUGACAGAAAUGAAUCUGCAUGGAUGGGGAAAAAAAACUGCAAAAAAAAAAAAAAACUGCAAAAAUGUCUUAAAAUUAAUUAUUUUUUAUCACAACUGGAUAAUUUUCUUUACACAGCCUUACAGUUAGGAGCACUUCUAUAAGUUUCUAUAAAAUAAAUGUUAGCAAUUUAAUACUUAAUGUUUUCUUGAGCUAUACAGAGGCCCAUUUCUUUCAGUCACUGCUCAUAAGUGGAGAAACACAGGAAACGCUUAAAACAAGAACUUGGGCACCAAAAGUUGCCCAUGUCUACAGUAGGAGAAAUAAUU
This is a messenger RNA of Poecilia latipinna (sailfin molly), 1706 nucleotides long. Its product is annotated as adhesion G-protein coupled receptor G2-like. Gene Ontology annotation, molecular function: G protein-coupled receptor activity. The transcript is spliced from 9 exons. Bases 115 to 1359 code for a protein of 414 amino acids. NCBI's taxonomy places the organism in Eukaryota, Metazoa, Chordata, Actinopteri, Cyprinodontiformes, Poeciliidae. The record is from RefSeq and is a predicted model, not a curated record. Gene Ontology annotation, biological process: adenylate cyclase-activating G protein-coupled receptor signaling pathway; cell surface receptor signaling pathway. Gene Ontology annotation, cellular component: plasma membrane.